Cladocopium goreaui is the source of this 6834-nucleotide messenger RNA. Lineage: Eukaryota; Dinophyceae; Suessiales; Symbiodiniaceae. The record is from the annotation of a GenBank genome assembly.
CAGGUCGCUGAUAGUGAUGCCACUGCCACCGCCUUACUGGCAGCCUUGAGAAAUGAACCGUCGACCAUGGCGCAUCUUUCUGCUGCCCUGCAACGUUUAGCGACCUUGGACGACCAGUUGCAGCAGCAACGCGCAGCCCUUGGGGCACGGGGCAGGCGGAGGAACGGAGGCCUUGAAGACGCGAUGUUGACCCAGUUCCUCCAGGAGAAAAGCGAAGCGCUGUCCCUGCUGAAGGACACGGCCAAAGACUUGCUGGAUGAAGACUCCAGUAGCCAGGUCUACGACGCAUGGCAGUCUCAACUGAAUUCGGCCUUGGAGCAUGUCGUUGCCACCAGCAUCACUGGGACUGCUGAUGACGAUGGCUCACCAACGCAGAGGAUCCCUGGAAGUCCCAGCAGCAGCCCAACAGCUGCCAUGGAGGAAGCGCGUCGACGUUUGGCAGCACUGGAAGCUGCGCGAGCUGCGCGACAUAGACGGCCCAGGUUAAAGGCCGGCUCGACCUUUGCUGAACAUGAUCCUUCCUGGUGGCAACAGCUUUCCGAGGAGGAGCAGACGGGAGACGCUCGAAUCCAUCGACAAAGCGUGCAGGAGCGGCUUCGACGGCACCAUGAGAUCUUGCAGCAGUGGCGACGCGAAAUGGACUGCUCCGCCGAGCAGGAUCUUCCUUUGCUCGCAGCAAAGCUAGCUAUGCAUGACAGUGCGCUGACCAAGAUGUUGGAAAACGGAGCUUUGCUCGAGGUGGAUGAAGAGCUGGAUGACUUGCUGAGGGCCUGCAGAGACACUGCGCAGAUUUUAUCGCUCGAAAUCCUGGAGGCCAGCGGUUCAGAUCCCACUACCGCUGCAUUGCUGGCAUCAGCUGAUGGUCUUGGAGAAACGCGCUCAGAGCCCCUGGACACAGCUCUUGGCCGCCUGGGCGCCUGGGCAGAGCGCCUGGAAGGACAGCGCGAAGCCAUGAGGCGCGGUGCACCUUUGGACAAUGCCCUGCUAGCAUCUCUGGCGGCAGAACGAGCGGAUCUCCUAGAUUGGAUGGAGGAUCACCUCGACGACUGUCAUGGGCUGCCGUUGCGGGCUCUGCUGGCGGAACGCAGCGGCGAAUUGGAGAUGAUGGCAGGCUCAGCCGCUGCCGCUGAUCCAUCGGACUUAUCUGGUGAUCGAGAUCCAUUUGCCACGAAGAAGAAGACCUUCAGCGAUGAUGAUUUGCUCUCCGAGUUGGAAGAGGCCAAUCGUCGCCUGGGGCGCUUCGAUGCGGAGCUGGAGAAACAGCGCAAGGGUUUGCAGAGGCGGCGAAAGAAGGGCCAGGAAGCCUUUGUAGAGCCAGAGCUAUUGGCUUCACUGGUGCAAGAGCGAGCAGCACUGGUGGAUUGGGCUGAAGACUGGCUGCAGAAAUCGGAAGAUCUAUCCCUGGUGGCUUUCCGUCAGCAGUGCCGCGUGGCCGCGCGGCGCUUGGAGCAGCUGGUCAUGGAGGACCUGCAAACCCCGGAGAGAGCUGCUACGUCAGUGGAUCCCUCGGCGUUGCUGGCGGAAGCGCGGAGACGACUUCUGAUGCUGGAAGAGGAAGGCAAUCAACGCUUGCGGCGGCGGCAAAGGGUGCUUCCUGGAGCUGACAAUGAAGAGCUUGGUGAUGACCAAGAUCCACUUGGCACCAAGAAAAGCCGCUUUGAUGACCACGAUUGGCAGUCGGCCUUGGAGGAAGCACAAAGACGCCUGGCACGUUUCGAGGAGCAGCUGGAAGAACAGCGGAACGGACUACAGAGGCGCCGCAAAAAAGGUGAGGAUGCCGUCGAUGCCGUGCCGUUGCCCGACGAACUUCUGACGUCGCUGGUGUCGGAGCGCGCCGAGCUGGUGGAAUGGGCCGAGGAUCAACUGCAGAUUUCCGGCCAACGUCCAUCCCUGGUGGCCUUCCGUCAGCAGUGCCGCGACGCCGCGCGGCGCUUGGAGCAGCUGGUCGUCGACGGUGGAUCCCUCGGCGGUGCGGCGUCGACGUCGGUGGAUCCCUCGGCGUUGCUGGCGGAAGCGCGAAGACGCCUCAUUUUGAUGGAAGAGGAGGCCGCCAAACAGCGCCUGAAGCGACGACCGCGAGGGGCGAGAAAUCGUCGAGCAACUGCUUCCUCGCGACUGAAGGUGCAAGACGGGCAAGACGAGGACCCUCAGGUGUUGAUGGCUGACGCCGCGCGACGGCUGGCCCGUCUGGAGGAGGAGUUGGAGUCCCAGCGUCAGGGCCUCUGCCGCCGACGCUUGCAACCCAAGACGGAGGCUCCUGAAGUUCAAGCAGCGCACGCGCUGAUGCAUGAGAGUGCCAUCGAAGGGUUAAAGGACCAGCGCGCGAAGUGUCGUGCGGACUGUGACCGGUUGCUGCGUGCAGCCACGGCCAGUGACACGAUAUGGUCCCCGGAGCAGCGAGCUACGUGUAAUGAGCUCCAAGAGAAAUGCGCGGAAUUGGAGGAAGCAUGGAACUCCUGUGCAGAUACAGCAGAGCUUCUGAAAGAAGAAGUCGCUGAGGCCAUGCCAUCCAGACUCACAGCCAUACUGCGUAGAAAUGGCUCGCAGGCGGAAGCAUCGGAGGCUUUGCUGGAAGCCAUGCGGCGAGUGGCGAGUUUUGAUCAUGAACUGGAGCAGCAAAGGAGUUUGAUGCAGAGGCGUCGCAAAGCCGCGCUGGAGCCUUCCAACUCCGUCACCGCGGAGGAUGCGAUACUCACGGCGCUUCUCGAAGAACAACGGCAAGCUGCGGCGCAAUGUGAAGAGAUGGCGCAAAACGACGAGGCCUGGGAGGACUUGCAUCAGCUGUGGCGCGGCCCGUUGACUUCAUCUCUCCUGGACCUGGCCGCGGAUGCGACGGCAAAAACCAAGGUCCAGAGAGGCACCAUUAGUGCAGCAGAGAAGAACCAAGCGCUUGCCGAAGCCCAGCGACGCCUUGAACGGUUGGAUGAGGAGAGUCAGCGACAACGGCUAGGCCUGAAACGUCGCCAGAAAGUCGCAGAGGCAGGCCGCCGAGAGCUUGAGAAGUUGGUGGAGAGUGGCACAGAAUUUGAGCACCUGGCGGCCGAGCAUCGCGAAGGAUUGAACCAUCAGCAGAAUAACAUCAAGGAGGUCAUGGCCUCAGAUGUGGAGCCCUUGGAAGAGAUCGAGACUUGGCGACAAAUGGUGGGCCUUGAGGAGCUGCAGGCGGCUGCGGGCAAGAUGUCCGAACAGCUGGCAACCAUAGAGGAGGGAGAAGAGAUGGCAGUCGAGAACCCGGAAAAGAGACAGAAACGCGGCAGGACAGGACCCGACGGAGUGGUCUCGGCGGAGGAGCGGUCGGCAGCGAAACAUCAGUGUCAGGAGAUGCAGGUUCGGCUUCAAGAGAUGCGCCAAGACGAGGAGGAGCGACAGCGGCUGCUGAUGCAACGCCGCCAGCGGAAGGUGAAGGAGCCACCAGAACAUGCCGAAAAGGCGGCGAGGAUCACAGAGGAGAAUUCGAGAGAUUUGUUACUCAAAGCACACGAGUGCAUCACCGAGGGCAACCCUGGUGACGUGCAGGCGUUGCGUCAGCAGUUGCAUGACCUCAGAGCCGAUGCCUUCAGCGAGUCAAAGGAGGAGCCACCGCGUGGCGCCGACGACACCGAACCCGCGGAAGCGGCUUCCAUCAGUGUGAGGCCGCCUCCUAAGGAGGAACUUGAGGCAGCCUUGGCCGCAUCCACUGAGCGAAUGGACAUGGUCAAGAGUUUGGGUGCAGAUUUGUUGUCCCAGUUGGAGGCGGUGUUCAGUUCCCAAGAGGACCGUGGAGAUCUGGCUUCGGCCGUGAUGAACGUGGUGGAGAGGUGGCGCGGACAAUUGCCACGUUCGCACGAGGCGUCAGUGCCCAGUGACAUGUACAUGGAACACAUGGGUGCUGCCUGUGAAGAUGCAGUAAAGGCUGUCGACGAGUCCGAUGUCAACGCGCGGCGCGCCUUCAUGGCGGCGUACCGGGAACGCAUGUCGGCUGCCUCACAGGCAACACAAGUGCAAGCGGAACGAGAAGAAGAGGAGCGCACUGCCGCACUGCCGCAGAGCGCGCGCCGUAAGUUGGCACCGGCCUCCGUGCCCGUGCUGCCGCACGGCGUAAGCGCAGAGCACAACAACGAGCGGAGGUGGGCUGGGCCCUUGGGCUGGGCGGAGAAAUCACUGGAAUCGGAUCUGGAUGGUCGAUUCCUACGUGGAGCUGGAGCCGCCAUCGUGGGUGUCCUCGCACUUUCUGCCUAUGGAGUCUCCUCGCAGGCCAACGUCUAUGGGGAGGCUUCGCACUUCAGAGACUGGGGGUUCAGCAGAGGACAUGUCCUAGAAGGUAGCGCCGAUGAAAUCUUGCAGGAGAGUGCGUUGAAGGCUUUUGACAAGGAGCUACCGCAUUGGUUGCACAAGUUCUCAGGACAUUUGGCAGAGCCUGUGACAUCACGGUUGCCGGAAUUGCCUGGAGUCUCGCGGCGCCAUGUGUCCAGCGCCAGACAUGAGUUGAGCAGCAACGGUCAGGUGUUGCUGGUUGAUGACUUUCAGAAGACAAAACAUGCAGCGCUGCGAAAUUCCCUGCAUGAGGUGUGCCAUGUGCUGGGCUUUGUGUUGCCAGCCCGGGACAGUCGGAGACCAGCGAGAUUCAGUGAGUGGGAGGAGUUGCCAACAAAUGAUGAUUUGUUGUGCCCUGAGCUUUGGGUAGAUGAGGGCUGGCCGCCUUACAAAGCUUUGCCCGCGGUGCACGGUCGCACUAUGCCUGUGUGGUCCAUCUCUGGUGGCCGUGACCAUUCGGAGCGAAGCCUCAUGGUUUUACAAGCCAGGCUACUGAACAGCUUCCCCCAGAAACAGGUGAAGGCAUUGAUUGGUUAUGAGUUGGGCCGCAUGGCUUUUGCAUUGCUCAGCCCACGAAUCUUCAAGGCCUGGACGGAUCGUCUUUCCAAGGUCUUUGUGGGAGGACAAGUACUGCAGGGAGUGCAGUCCAUGGGCGGCCAGAAAAAGUGGUUGACGCCCCUCAUAGGACGGAGCAUGAAGCAAUCCUUAGGCAAAACGGGAUGCAGUUGGGAGCAGAGGAACAGCUACUCCCUGGGAACCAUCCACCUGAGCGUCUUCGGAGGAGCACGAGAGAACCAGGCGCCUCAGCUUCAUGCCAACGGUGUGCUGCGGCCCAUCAUGGAGUUCUUGGCCCUGGACAUGGUGUUGAAGUCCGCGGCACCGCGGGUUCUCCGUCCCAUCGUGUGGCUGGGAGUGUUCAUGCGUGGUGGACCAGAAGCAUUGAUGGGUUCCAUCCGAGAUCAAGUGGAACAGAUGUCGCCGAUCCGUCGCCGGAAAUCGGCUUUGGCACCGUUGCUUCGACUGCUGUCGCCUUGGUUCAAGCUUUUGGCUCAACUGGCUGCGUUGCACAGUGCUGGAGCGCUGAUCGCGACCUGCAGCCGAUCAGAGGUCAUAACUGCAGAUCGUGCAGCAGCCCUUGCAGCUGGCGAUGCCCAGGAGGCUGCAGCCGCCAUCAUGCGAGUCUUUGGACAGAUGCCUUUAGAGUCAGCUCAUGGGGAUGAACUGGAGGCCCUUCUGAUAGAAACGGCCGAGAGUGCCAAGCAGCACCAGUGGGAGCUGCGGCGACAGGCGUUGCUGGCACGGUAUACGCAGCCUGCACCAGAGGAACGCGUCCGAGCUUUGCUGAGGUGGAGUGAAACAGGCUCUGCCCAGCGAUUACUGAGCUUGGCGGAGCUUCGCCGAUCCUCGUUCACCUCGUCCCAGUGCUGGUUUGGCUGGUCGAUGCCUCUCAGUUGGUCAUCUUGGUCCUCCCCUCGUUGGUGGAGCACCUUGCUGGGGAACAGCUUCCUGAUCGUCCUGGUGGCUCUCCCCUUCCUGACACGGAUGGACCUCAUCCGCUGGGCUUCCAUCUGCACGUUGGCGGUGACCAUCAUUGGAGUCAUUUCCCCUGUGCUACUGGGAGGCUUGGGGCUUCCUAUGCCAGCUUCAGCAGUCCUGACUGGUUUGUUGCUGCUGUAUUCUUCAUGCGCUUGGCUCGUGUGGUGGAACCAUCUCUUGGGUGGUUCCAGGCGCUGGGCUGAGUUGAGUUCCAGACUCACCAGUCAACUCGCAGACCAAGCAGAUGUUACAGCUGGGAUCGCGUACCUCACCAGGGAUUGGGCCGAAAUGGCUCGACGUUCUCAUGCGGCCUUGGACCAGGAGUUUUGUGGAAGCUGGCGGACGAGCCUUCAUGAGGUGGCCAGCAAGCUCACGGACAUCUGGCAGGACAUCCGGAACGCCUCGUUGGGCAUCCACCCUCCUGACAUGGCUGUGGAACGGGCCAAGUCCAUGCGCGUGGACAUGGGAGUGAAGGAGACUCGCCUGAGUCGUUCCGAUUCGGCCCCGUUGGCAGGUCAUGCCUCCAUGGCGUUGCAGUUGUGGCUGAAGGUUGACCGGGCAGUGCAGCGAGCGUUGCAAGUGGAAGUGGAGCGGAUGGGAAAGGCUCUUGACAGUGAUGACACCAAAGCGAUGCAGGCAAUGAUGAGCUGGUGGUCGGCAGACAACAGUAGCAUUGCGGGAACAGCGGCUGCAGCAUGCUCCAGCAUUUUCAGUGGACGGGAGGAGGACGAGUCGGAGACCCUGGGUUCGAUGCUGUUGAGCGAACGCCUGCAUCGUCGUUUUCAGUAUCGGUCCUUCAACAUGGGCGAUGAAAUGCUUCCACAUGAGGAGUCGGUUCCUCGUGUGGGAAUCGAAGAGUUUGAACGACUAGAACAAGCAUUGUCUGCCAACUUCGAAUCCCUCCAGGAGCUGAAAGGCAAGCUGGCGCCCAUGGCAGAUUCCGCUGGCACCUUGCGGUGUCCUCGUGUGGGAACCUGUGGUGGGAGCAAAAAAAAGGGCCCAUAG